This is a messenger RNA of Iphiclides podalirius (scarce swallowtail), 282 nucleotides long. Lineage: Eukaryota; Metazoa; Arthropoda; Insecta; Lepidoptera; Papilionidae. The record is from the annotation of a GenBank genome assembly.
AUGGCUGUUCCACAAUUAGACCCUGCAAAGUUGCAGCUCGUUCAAGAGUUGGAGAUUGAGAUGAUGUCUGACAUGUACAACCGCUUGGUUUCUGCUUGUCAUAGGAAAUGCAUACCAUUGAAGUACCAUGAGCCAGAACUUGGGAAAGGGGAAUCGGUUUGCUUAGAUCGCUGUGUAGCAAAAUACUUGGAUGUUCAUGAGCGUAUUGGGAAGAAAUUGUCCAACAUGUCCCAAGGUGAAUCCGAGGACCUCACGAAAAUGAACUUGCAGGAUACCAAAAAA